Messenger RNA from Branchiostoma floridae (Florida lancelet), 5373 nucleotides. Its product is annotated as kinesin heavy chain-like. NCBI's taxonomy places the organism in Eukaryota, Metazoa, Chordata, Leptocardii, Amphioxiformes, Branchiostomatidae. Bases 600 to 4592 code for a protein of 1330 amino acids. The record is from RefSeq and is a predicted model, not a curated record. Gene Ontology annotation, molecular function: microtubule motor activity; ATP binding; microtubule binding. The transcript has 18 exons. Gene Ontology annotation, biological process: microtubule-based movement.
AGGUUUGGAUAACCACCCCCUCUGGCGUACCGUACAUAGUAUCCGGCUAUGUAUCCAUGCACUAGUCAUAGUAUCCUGUUGAAAACUGGGCCAAACAGAGACACAACAAACAUACACAGGUGAGGACAAAGCCCCGGGCGUGGUGCAUCAUGGGAGCCCCAGGGGGAACCAGUCAAAAUUAGGCCAUUUAAUUAUCAUUGUGCCGAACAAUGUUAUCAAAUUAAUUGAUCUAAUUUCCUAGAUCAAUUUCUAGACUGAAUUAUUGAAAAUCGUGCUUUGUUGAUGAACAAUAAUAGAGGAAAGUUUUAAGGACGUCGUUUACACACCCCCAUGGCCUCGAUUAUGGACUAGUCCAAGUUUAAUCAUGGCGACCUUCGGUUGUUUAGGAAGGUCUGGCGACAGAAACACUCCAAAAGUAACGGUUUCUGACGGAGAACCUCCGUAAAGAAGAUUGGGACACGUUUUAGAAGCCCAUGUGCAGCAAUCUAUGAAGAAAGGUGGAGUGUAGAAGCAUACUGGUAACAAGAUGGAAAAGUGCUGCUUCAUCAGUACUAGUAAUCAACUAAUAGUAAGGACUAGACCAUAGAAGAGACUUUACGAUGGCCAACAUCAGGACGUUCUGUCGCGUUCGUCCAACGGACCACGGCUCCGAGUGCGUGGACAGCUCCAGUAAGACGGUGGCCAUCCAAGUGCCCAGCACGUCCAUGUACGCUGACUCUGGAGUGAGGGGGGGCUUGUCGCACUCCUUCAAGUUUGACCAGGUAUUUGAUGGACAGGUGUCUCAGGAGGAGGUGUUCGACUGCAUGGCCAGGGAUAUUGUGGAAGGUUUCCUUGCUGGAUACAAUGGAACCAUCUUUGCCUAUGGCCAGACAGGCUCAGGGAAGACCUAUACUGUGGAGGGGGGUGCCAGGAGAUAUGCUGACAGGGGGCUAGCACCAAGAGCCCUGUCUAUGAUCUACAAGGCCCUGGAAGAGCGUCAGCAGGAGGAGAUCUCUGUGAAGGUCUCAUACCUGGAGAUUUACCAGGAGACUGGGUAUGAUCUGCUGAACCCUGCCAGUAAGACAGGAGUGGUGCCACAGCUCAGUAAGGUGUCAGUCGUGGAGGGAGGAAAGGGGUACUACGUAGUCCGGAACCUGUCCACCCAUCUGGCCUCCACGGAGCGCGUGGCCCAGAGCCUGCUGCUGCAGGGCCAGGCUAACAGGAAGGUGGCGGAGACGCCCAUGAACAGGCGGUCGUCGCGCUCGCACGCAGUCUUCACCAUCCAGCUACAGGCCAAGGAGAUAGGCUCAGAAGUCAUCACAAGGUCCAAGCUCCACCUGGUUGACCUGGCGGGAAGCGAGAGAGUGUCCAAGUCCGGUACCCGCGGCGCUCGGCUGGAGGAGGCCAAGUUCAUCAACCUGUCCUUACAUCACCUGGAGCAGGUCAUCGUGGCACUGCAGCAGGGCGCACGGCGGGCUGGGAAGGACAACUCGGGAAUGAGUCGUAAUGCCAGCAGUUUCAGCCUGGUGUCCCUGGCAGUGUCAUCCUUCAGCACUGUAAGCACAGGGAACAGGGAGAGGCACAUCCCUUACAGGAACUCCCUACUCACCAUGGUACUGAGGGACAGUCUGGGAGGGAACUGUCUGACAGCCAUGGUGGCCAACAUCUCCAUCGAGCAGCAGAACCUGGGGGAGACCCUGUCCACCUGCAGGUUCGCUCAGAGGGUGGCCUGUAUCACCAACCAUGCCAGCCGCAAUGAAGAGUUGGACGACAAGAUGGUGAUAAAGAGACUGAAGAGGAGAGUAGCUGAACUGGAGGCUGAGGUCAGGUGUCUGAAAGCCGGGCUACCUCCAGGCCAGAAGGCAGACCAGGAGAGUUCCCAGUCAGACCCCCUGCAGCCUGUCCAACUGUCGGAGGCAGAAAAGAAGAAGUGUGCCCUCAUCAUGCAGGCCUUCCUGGUGGGCAAGGUCAACGACCCUGUCACUGCAGGAGUGAACAGCCCGUACCUGUUCCGUGAGUGUUUGCGGGUGCUGCGUGAGCUUGUUCUGAAGGGGAUGGGUCGGUGGGUGUCGGAGACCUCCCUGGAGUCCUCCUCACGUCCCAUCAGUCAGCAGACCAUGCUCACGGCCAGCAGCGGGUUCGACGAGACGCCUGUCAAGACAAAGCCAAGCAGCUAUCGUCUUUUUGAAGGAAGUGCCAAGAGGUCAGCGAGUAAAUCCAGGACCAGAAGUGCCCCUACCCACCAGCACAAGUCUGACUUGUCCACAGAUAAGCCCAAGAGUGGCACAUCCCGGGAGCUGGCCACCCCUGCCAGCACUACCAGGCUCUCUGUACAAUCAGAACCAGUCUCUCCCAGACGGAAGGAGCAGUACAGGUCGCCGUUUGAGAAGAAGCGUGAGAAACAGAUCCGCAGCAUCAGUAAGAAGCUGGAGAAGGGGCAGGUGGAGCACCUGGAGCAGAAGAAACACCUGGAGGAGUUCCAGCAGGACAUCAGGUGCCAGCAGCUGGAGCUGGUCAGGGGGGAGCUGGAGAGUAAGAUCUUCCUCACCAAGGAGCAGCUCGCCCGGCAGCAUGCGUAUGUACUGCAGCUGAAGCACAUUCAGACAGAUGAGGAGACCCUGUCACAAGAGAAACUGGUGCAACAGCAGCUACAGAAAACUCUGACUAAGGCAGAGAAGAGGCUUGAGUUGGUACAGCAGCACCUCGAAGACAUGGAAGCCAAGGAAGUGUCCCAGAGUCAGAAUGCCCUGUCUCCUCCAACUGAGGGUGUUAGUAAGGCAUCCAGUGCCAAGUCCUACAGGUCCUUCCUGUCAGAGCCUUCAUCUGUUGGCCACAAUGAGUCACCCCUGUUAUCAAGUGGGGAAGUCCAGAGUGCCAAGUCCAGGAGGAGCAGUGAGGGAGUUGCAGUACCAGUACCAGUGAGAGGGGGCACUGUGAACAGUAGGCAGGUCCUUGAGCAGCUGAAAAUAGAGCAGAGGAAACAACAGAAGGAGGAGAAAAAGAUCCACAAGGAGCGAGUCCUGACGAUCAGCAAACAGCUGGAGCUGAAGGAAGCUGCCACCAGACAGAAGCUACAGGCGCUGAAACAGAUGUUGAAGGGUUCUGGGCAGGGGAGGCCACCGGUUACUGCAUGGGGAGGGGUCCAGUCAAACACUGAUACUGCAAUGUCGUCUGCUUUGGAAGCAGACCUUUCACAAAGUCCUGGUAAAGGUGGAAGGGGAAGUGAAAUGUCGGCGGUGUACGUUCCUUACUCAGGGCGAACGGCUGACGUACCAGGCAGGCCGAACAGCUUGUACACCAUAGAGGAUAAUGAGAGCACAUGGAGCACAGCAAACACAGGCAGCUUGAAAGAAGGGGACCUGGCUGGGAAGACAUUUAUGACUCAAUCUUAUGAUGAUGACGGUUUUCAAAACGUUGGUGACCACCACCAUGAUUUGAAGUCCUCAGCGGGUAACCAAACCCUCACCAGUCCUCGAGAUGAGAAUUCUACUAAUGAAAUUCCCAAGAAUGACAGUGGUGAUAUCCCUGCGUGGAAGCCAUAUUCUUUAGGGUAUGGGAAUUCCCAAGGAGCUUUUCUUCCAGUCAAACCCAGGCAGCAAGGAGAGCUGUUCGAAAGUCUGAAGUCUCGGGACUUGUCCAACAGUGCUGCAAAACGUUCAGAAAGAGACACAAGGAAAACUUCUGAUCCAGAUUCUUCUCUCCAAAACACAUAUCAUGCCUCUGAAAGAGGCAGAAACCAUUCCGAUUCGGUUGGAAGCAGCUCACAUUCUCGGCACGGAGAAUUCAGCGCCUUCUCCUUUGACCCACGCCAGUUCUCCCUGUCUUCGAAGACCUUCGACUCAGCCUUGCAGGAGAUGCUCCAAGAGGGAGAUCCCACAACAGCAAACCAGCUGCCCAGUGGGUCAUCAUACACCAGAAAACCAAAGUCUGGCAUAUCAAGUGUUGUAAGUGUGACCAGUAGUGAGAGUCUGGGGCUGUCUCGCGAGUCCACCAUGUACGACGACGCAGAUUCCGCGCAGUACAGGAGAGACUCGCGGCCCAUUACGGCUGACAGUCGCGGUACCUGGAACGGUGGAACGCCCGGCAAGGCAAGUGCUGUCAGCUCUGGCAAAGAUGAAGGGCUGGAGAGGCAGACCACGCAGGCUUUGUUUGAGGGGAAGCUGUCCAGAUACCUGGGUGGAUCUCGAGAUGAAGGCAGGGACGACAGCAAUUAUAAUGGAGUUUCCUCAUUGGAUGGCCCACUGGACCAGUCAACUACAAGCAGACCUAGGGAAGCACCAACCCAAAACACCACAACACCCGACGGCCCUUCCCAGAGUUCCUUCCUCCAGUUCCUCAGCAAGAGUCGCUCCGCCUCGCCCUCCCAGCGCACAGGCUCCAAGACUCACAAGGACGGCGGACACACAAAAGCCAAGGUCAAGACCACAGUCAUGAUAGAGGAGACCACGCCCAGGAGGAUUGAAGCAGAGAAGGAGGCGGAGCGGGAGCGUACGUACAUGGACACGGUAAAAGAACAGAAGGAGCGGGUGGAGAGGAUACGCCGGGCACGUAACGCCGCCGAGACGAUACAGCUCGCAUGGAGAAGGCACAGAAGUAGAGUAAAAACUGCGUAAAAUGAGCUUCUAUGUUGUUGCAAAGUUUUGGUUGGUUUUGUGUUUUUUUAAGACAUUUGACCAAGCUGAUUGUUGAAUAUUGCAAAAAGGAGAUAAUUUUGAUGCAUCAUAGUUGUAUGAAUGGUGAUUUCAAAAGUCUUCCUUUUGUCUUUAGGUACAGAAACUUCAUUGAGUUACUUGAUUGGCAGGGAGUUAAAAUGGGUACCCUGUACAGAUGUCUUAUGCAUUGUUUGGGACUCACAACUGUUAGUUGAGUCUUCUGAUAAAGUAUGACAAGAAAUCUUCAUAAGAUUGAUAGAAAAGAACACUGAGAGUAUUACUGUGGUUUUUGUAUCAAGGGAAUGUAAAAAUUGACGAAUGUGACCAAAAUUGUGGAAAAUUAUUAUCUUAAACAUCAGUGUUAAUUUUCAAAAAGUAACAAAUUUAGUCUAAUUUUAGAUAGAAGCAUGUGGAGCUUGUUAGCAAAAGUACCAGUCUAUAGGGAGGAUCUAUGGAGGAGUCAGUAGUAGUGACCAGUAAAUGUUGUUAUAGGUCUAUAUAUCAUGUAUAUAUGUUCAUGUGUAUUGCUGGAUAAUUUUCACAUUGAUGAAAAUGAAAUAGUUUAUAUUUUAUGACAAAGAUUUCAGAUAAAUCUAUGCAGACCUAUUAUGUAUAUUUUUGUAGAACUGUAAAAUUAUUGUAUUUUUAGAAUAUAUUAAUGAAGCAAUAUAGAGAGCACUAGGUAGUGUAUUUUUGUAGUAAAUGAAGGCGUGCACGGUUUAUAAAAUGAUACAAACUUUAA